This is a messenger RNA of Eimeria maxima, 1173 nucleotides long. RefSeq lists its product as hypothetical. The coding region runs from base 1 to 1173 and encodes 390 amino acids. NCBI's taxonomy places the organism in Eukaryota, Apicomplexa, Conoidasida, Eucoccidiorida, Eimeriidae. The record is from RefSeq and is a predicted model, not a curated record. The transcript is spliced from 2 exons.
AUGUUUACAAACAUUGCCUCAGCAGAUGUCGGGGUUUACUCUCCUGAGGACAUCACUGUUAACAGACAUGACACCUUGGUUCCGGGGAUGUGGUCAUUGGGUUCGGAUGGCUGCAAGUUGGGUAUGGCGGGCAACCUGGUGGUGACUCCCAGGUCAGGCUCAACCCCAGAAGGCGGUGAAAUCCUUGACCCAUUUAUCACUGGCCCCCAGCUAUGUUCGUGGCUCUCGGCUAUGCAACGGGCACAUGAUAGCCUACGGCCGGCGUGGGACAGGGAGCAUGCCAACCGGCGCAAAGGUGUCUCGCGUUGGAACUUGUUACAACGGUACUGGAUGUGGAGAAAGACGUUUCCGGGAAUGGAGGUUGACGUUGAAGUCCGAACAUUGUCAUUGUGGAACAUGGAUCAUUUUGGCCAUCCUCUGCCGUGGGCAACGGUAUUGUUCAGAUACUCUUGCCCCAAUAGAGAGACGGGUUACGGCUUGUUCGACCAUCUCUGUGGGUCCGUUUUCUCCCAAGGCGAUGACCCAAGAGUCCCCACAGAAGUCAAUCUCCUCCUCAAUCCUCGUCCAGGCUUCAACAGGCCCUUGGAUGUCAGAGCCAGCAACUGGCAAUUCGUCACAGGCGCAAUUUCGGGGCUCGAUUCUGGAAGGGAGGCUUCGGAGGAGUCAAGUGGGGGGACGUUUGCGUUGCUGCAGUCUGUAUUCGCCAAAAGCAGCUCGUUCACGACUCUCCGUGGCACGAUCAAUGACUGUUGGAUGUACCAGGGUUAUUGCUACUUCCGCUGGCUCCUUCGGAUGGAGUGGGGGAUAUUCGGCGAGACUUUCUGCGAGAGGGUGCAUCAGCAGGCAAGUGGAGAUGUGGGGAGCGCAGUCAAGUCUGCUGCCUUGGAGAGUGUGAAAGUUCAUGUGUUCGCACUGGAUCUGUUCUCGAGGGAGUUCCCAGUGCUGUAUGCGAUGGCAGACGAAGGUGUGUUGGGCGUCAACGAGAACACUGGGCUGUUGACGCUGCAAAUUGACACUAAUCCAGCGAAUCCUCCAAACUUCGAGCGUUGGAAGAAGACGGUGAGGAACGUAAGGGCUGCGAAUAUGCUUCUCAAGGGUGUCUCAUCUCUCUUCGAAAGUAGAAUGGGAAACCAAAACAGAACAGACCAAAAUGAGAAGAAAUAUUCACGCUGA